Messenger RNA from Xenopus tropicalis (tropical clawed frog), 2326 nucleotides. RefSeq names its product PHD finger protein 10 (gene phf10). Bases 23 to 1300 code for a protein of 425 amino acids. Gene Ontology annotation, biological process: animal gross anatomical part developmental process. Gene Ontology annotation, cellular component: npBAF complex; nucleus. NCBI's taxonomy places the organism in Eukaryota, Metazoa, Chordata, Amphibia, Anura, Pipidae. The transcript is spliced from 11 exons. The record is from RefSeq and is a predicted model, not a curated record.
CUUCCUUGUUGGGGCAGCGUGCAUGCGGGGGCGGGGUUUAUCCAUUCUCCCUGCAGUAAUUGUAUUGCUUCCUGUAUAUCUGGCAAUGGCCGCCGUUGUUUCUCCGGCGAAGCCUUUGUGCGACAGUGAACCGGCCACCCCUGCACCGCCCUCUGUAAAGGAAGACAAUUCAAAUGAUACAAAAGACACAGAAGAGAAUUCAAACGAUGGAAGUCAGCCAGCUAAACGAAGGCGAACAUCUGGAGACAGCACCCCAAGUUGUGAAAAUUCAAACCAAGACUUUGGGUCCAGCUAUUUCCCAGCAGAAAAUGUUAUUGAAUACAAAUGGCCUCCAGAUGAAACCGGGGAAUACUAUAUGCUACAAGAACAAGUUAGCGAAUAUUUGGGUGUAACCUCAUUUAAGCGUAAAUAUCCAGAUUUAGAGAGAAGAGAUCUGUCUCACAAGGAAAAACUAUAUCUGAGGGAAUUAAAUGUCAUUACAGAAACUCAAUGCACUUUAGGUCUGACAGCUUUACGAAGUGAUGAAGUAAUAGAUCUCAUGAUAAAAGAGUAUCCAGCCAAGCAUGCAGAGUAUUCUGUCAUACUGCAAGAAAAAGAACGUCAGCGUAUUACAGACCACUACAAAGAGUACUCUAUAACUACUGGAGAAAUUCAGAAUGAAGUAUGUGAUCAGGAUGAAACAGGGAAACAAAUGCAACAACAAAACACACAGAAGGUUGAAGCAAGCAAAGUUCCUGAGUACAUUAAGAAAGCUGCCAAGAAAGCCGCAGAAUUCAACAGCAACUUGAACCGGGAAAGAAUGGAAGAAAGAAGAGCCUAUUUUGAUUUACAGACACACGUAAUACAGGUACCUCAGGGAAAGUACAAAAUUCUACCUUCUGAAAUGACAAAAGUGAGUCCUUAUCCAGUUUCCCUCAUACCUGGACAAUUUCAGGAGUACUAUAAAAGAUAUUCCCCAAAUGAGCUCCGCUAUUUGCCGCUUAACACAGCCUUGUAUGAACCACCUCUAGACCCCUUAGACCCUGAAUUACUGACACUUGACAGCGAUGGAGAUUCUGAUGAGGUGGAAGAAGUGAAAAGUGAAAAGAAGAAAAACAAAGUAUCAUCAGACAGUUCCUCUGUGAAUAUGUCAGAAAGUGAUAACACGCAGGACACCCAAGAAGAGACACCACAACCAAGACCAAAAGUGAAAGAGAAAUCAUCAACUCCUAGAAAGGAAGGCUCCAAACGUUCUGUACUGUCCAAAUCUGUCUCCGGGUACAAGGGAUUUCAACAGGCAUAUCCUAAUAGAGAGCCUUAGAAUCUUCCCAGAUGGUUCUUCAUUGCGAUGCACAUCCAACAUUCCUCUGCACCAAAAUAAGGGUGUGCCUUGCUACUCCCUCAGGACUGGGUUUGUUCUUACUAGUUAUCAAAAAUAUAUUGUUGUGCAGUAAGAGAACACUAAGUAUUGAGAGAGGGUCUAGAUAUGUUAAAAAUGUUAUUGUGGAAUAUCCGUUAUGUGUUUCCUCAUUAAGGAAGUACGGUUUCGUUUUGUGAUUGACAAGCUGGCAUAGAAUGGCUUUGCAAUUCACAUUUUAGCUAAGAUGUCUUCUGGCUUUUACUGCUCAAAACUGUAAAAUAGCUUACUUUAGGCUAAUUUUAUAUUGAAUAUAUUCAGCAGGAACAAUACACAUGCCCAUACACCCCUCCCCUCCCCAAUAAUGUUCCAGUCAAUCACAAGUCACCUUCUUUGGGGAUGUUCCAUUGAAAAAUUUAACUGGAUCGUCCCUGAUGAAAUUCAACUAAAAUAUGAUUUUUUAAAAGAUUGUCAUAAUUUACUGCUGAGUGCAGUACAGUGUGUGUAUUCUGAUUUAUGUUUACAUACUCCAGGGUGGUUUUUCUACAAGCAGUUCUCCUCUUUUAGACUAUAAUAUAUAGGUGUGUGUGUGUGUGUGCACACAUAUACAUCUAACUGUUUCUAUCUAUAUUCCUUUAGAAAGGAAAAGUGUUACAUGGGCAUGCUUGGCUACAGAAUAUAUAGAAAAGAAUGCCUAUAUAAAUUAUAGCCUCCUGUUCUAUAUUCUACAGUGUUAGUCCCAUAAGAGUCCAAGGCUGUGGUGCAUGUGUCUUAUUGCACAAGGAUGUCCAACAGUUGUUGAACUACAACGCAUACCUAAAGCUGUUGAGAGAUAUUGGCAAUAUCCACUCAAGGGCCUGAGGCAGGACAUCCUUUAUAUAGCAUGCAUAUAUAGGCUAUGUUAGUUAUUUUGUAGAACGCAAUACCUAAUAUUAUUGUCAGAUAUUCUGUAUAUUUUUUGUAAUAAAGAAUUAAGGUUAAAACCUUUUA